GAGAGAGAGAGAGAGAGAGUCUGAUUUUGGCUCCAACAGGCAACAUGGCUCGACUUUGGUGGCUGCUGCUAGUCUAACUUCCAAAAAGCAGCUCUUCUCAACCUCAGUUUUGCAGAGAAACGGGACAUGGCUGGAACGUUUCGAAGAUGCUUGUUCUGCUGUACAAAAGCAAGGGGCACGAAGGAAGACAUGGCUAAGGACUCGUACGAGGAUGCCAUUGCCGGACUUUCGAAGCUCCUGAGUGAGAAAGCUGACCUCGAAGGCGUCGCCGCCGCAAAGAUCAAGCAGAUAACGGCCGAGUUGGAGUCGGACGAGCUGGACCCGGUCGAGAAGAUCAGAACCGGUUUCCUCCAUUUCAAGAAAGAGAAAUUUGAGAAAGAUGCUGAUUUAUACGGCAAACUUGCCACAGGCCAAAGCCCCAAGUUCAUGGUUUUUGCAUGCUCAGACUCCCGAGUUUGCCCCUCGCAUAUCCUCAAUUUUCAACCAGGCGAGGCCUUUGUGGUCAGAAACAUCGCAAACAUGGUCCCUCCAUUUGACCCGAAAAAAUACGCGGGAGUGGGGGCAGCCAUUGAAUAUGCGGUAUUGCAUCUGAAGGUGGAGAAUAUCAUUGUCAUUGGACACAGCUGCUGUGGUGGGAUCAAAGGGCUCAUGUCAAUCCCUGAUGAUGGGACCACUGCUAGUGAAUUCAUAGAGGACUGGGUGAAAAUCUGUUCGCCGGCUAAGAACAAGAUCAAAACAGCAUACAGUGGUUUAACUUUCAAAGAGCAGUGCACCAACUUGGAGAAGGAAGCUGUGAAUGUGUCACUGGGAAACCUACUGACAUAUCCAUUUGUGAGAGAAGGGGUGGUGAACAAGACACUAAGCCUGAACGGCGGAUACUACGAUUUCGUCAACGGUAGCUUCCAGCUUUGGGAUCUUGAAUUCAAAAUUACACCCCAUUUGUCUGUCUGAGCAGCAAACGUUGUCCAGAAGCCUUGGUAUCAUUUCCUAUGUUCUGCAUUUCCUUUGGAACAAGUUUUUGCAAAAUAAUAGCCUUUAUGGCUUUGUGUCAUAAUGAAAUCAUGUAGUUUGGUCCAUUUCUCUCUUUUUGUCGCCGUAUGUAAAAAUUCUCCUUUCUAGGCUUCAAACAUUGUUAAAAUUUUCUAUACAGUGAUUGUACUUUUAGGCA
Messenger RNA from Prunus avium (sweet cherry), 1168 nucleotides. RefSeq names its product carbonic anhydrase 2. The record is from RefSeq and is a predicted model, not a curated record. NCBI's taxonomy places the organism in Eukaryota, Viridiplantae, Streptophyta, Magnoliopsida, Rosales, Rosaceae. Gene Ontology annotation, molecular function: zinc ion binding; carbonate dehydratase activity. Gene Ontology annotation, biological process: carbon utilization.